AUGCACCGCUCAGUGCUGAAACUGAAAGAACGGUACCAGCUCAGCUAUGAACUACCUCAUGAAGCGUACGCAUCGCAUGUCUACCCUCGUCAAUCGUCCAAGGGCUCCACGGUGGUGGUCUACGGUCACGAGCAAGGCCUGCGCCUCGUGUGGUACGCUGGGAAAGGUUUCAAACCCAAGAAAGAUACGCUGGCUCCGAAAGUCAAUGGAACUUCCAAGAGCGGUCCCAUGGUGAUCGACCUGGAUGACGAUGACGAGCCGACAGCAGCGGAGGAUACAGCAGCGCCGGCCGAAUUCGAAGAAGACGAAGAGGAAAUUGACCCAUAUGCUCCCUACCGGGACGUGGUACGCUACAUCGAUAUCCCUCUAGGUACACCAGCAACUCGGAUAGCUGUACCACAAAUUGCAAAAGACAUCCAUCAAGCGUCUCCAGGAGCAUGGCCCACCAUCUAUAACGACCGCAUCAUUGUCGCUGCAGCCUGCUCAGAUCUCGCGCUCCGAAUCAUAUCAGCACCUCUUGACCCUCCAGCUCCAGAAGUCCAGGAUCCCUCAAAGAUGGAUAUUCAAAUGGUCAAGCUUGAAGGCGCAAACUCGCACCAGCAAUUCGUGUCGGACAUUGCCAUAACGCAUACCGGGACUCCCUCGGGUGAACAGGAGGGCGCCGACGGACCAAACCAGUACAGGCCUCAAACCCGCUCACAGUCUCAAGCUCGCCAAGAGCCCGAAGACGCUCAUGCAGUUCAAUGGUCUCUACUCAUUGCCUCGAUAUCAUGCACUGGAUCCGGCCUGUUACUGGUUCACCGAAUACCAAUACGAAGAGAUCAGGUCUUGUCGGGUCCCGAGUAUUCUGUUCCAUUCAGGAGGACGUACCUUGCUACAUCGUCCGUGAGUGCCGAGCUGUCGUUCAACACCUCUCCGUACCCUGCAGAACGGCAUUCAUCCUUACUGGUCACGCUCCCUUCCAAUUCCACCGUCAAAGUCUAUCAAGUCUUCCAGCAAGCACACCCGAGGGAUCGCCGAGGAUCGAACGCAACGGACGCCUCCAUCUCAAGUACCCGGUCUGCAAGGACCAGUGGCACCGAUCGAGGGAGGUUCCUCAUCACCCUCCUCCCACCCUUCUGCCAACAAGACAACGAAGUCACCCACAGAAGGAAGCGAAUCCUCGCAGCAAAGUGGGUGGCAGCCGGCCGCGCUGUCAUAGCCUUGCUCGAUGAUGGAGAGUGGGGUAUAUGGGAUCUCGAGGCUGUGGGACCAACAUCAACUACCUCUGGUGCCAAUCUCAUUCGUGGCCAAGGGAACAUAUCUGGCAUUCACGGCGGCUCCUUGACUCGAUUUUCAGCCACCUCCCAUAUUUUGCCCUUCGCUGAAAUAAAGCAGAAGUCGUCGCACUCACAACCUCAACCAAGCUCAGGAUCCCUAGCGCCAAUGACUCCAUCAACUCGCAAAGUGCGAUCCGAGGGAUUGUUUCACGGCUCAAAGCCCAAUACUGGAGCGAACCAACCAAACGCCCAAGUACGUGGAUCCAUCGUCGUCGAAGAAAAGUCCUCCACCCGUCCAUCGCACGAUGAAUGCAUAAUCAUCAGCUAUGCCGAUGAAAUCCUCUACGUGCCAUCCAUCCUUGCAUUCUGGAAAGGUGAAGCAAAGCCUGUCCGCCUCCCUAGCGUCAGACUAGGAGGCCAAGCACCACGCUCGAUCAAUAUCCUUACCAUAUCUGCCUUACACGAUAAUCCCUUCUCCGCCAGCAGCGACUUCGACACGAUGCCAUCGACACCUGACACGCUCAUUCAAACAUCACAUCGCCUGAUCCUGUCACUGAACCCACUAUCUUCAAGCUCCAACUUAGCCAAUGCAUCUACCCUAAAUCCAGCCCCGCCAUCGGACCAGACGCUUCUCGCAUCCGGCGACCUCGACGUCGAAGGCAUGGAUCGCAUGCUCGAGGACAUGAGCGGCGCUGGUGCAACAAAGAGGCCGAUGAAUGUAUUCACCAAAAGCGUUGGCUUUCGCAUUGAUGAAGAUGGCGAUGGCGAUGGCGAUAUCGACAUGGCGGGAAGUCCCACACCUGCAAAGGCUGGACCAAGAAUCCCCAAUGGGAGAAAUUUCUUUGGAGGGGAGACCCCAGUGCCAAAGAGGAGGAUCUUCACGUGA
This is a messenger RNA of Cladophialophora carrionii CBS 160.54, 2145 nucleotides long. RefSeq lists its product as uncharacterized. Lineage: Eukaryota; Fungi; Ascomycota; Eurotiomycetes; Chaetothyriales; Herpotrichiellaceae. The transcript has 2 exons. The record is from RefSeq and is a predicted model, not a curated record. Bases 1 to 2145 code for a protein of 714 amino acids.